UAUUCCUUUUGAGGGAUGGCACGUGACUCGGUGGUAGCGCACAUGUUUUACAUGCAGAAGGUUUCAGGAUCAAUCCCUGGCCCUUCAGGUUGCAGGCGCUGGGAAGCACCUUACUCUGUGAGGUUUUACAGAUGUUGUCAGUCGGAAUUAUUUUUUUGUUUAAUUAUAUUAUACCCAUCCUUUCUUAUCAGUGGGGGCCCAAAGCAGUUUACAUUGGGACCUCAGCAUGGUGUACAGUACCAUAGCGUUCACCUUCCAAAGCAGCCAUUUUCUCCAGAGGCACUGAUCUCUUGUACGGAGACCAGUGGUAAUUCUGGGAGAUCUCCAGCCACCACCUGGAGGUUGGCAACCCUAAUAAGAAUAGACAAUAGCUGGACCAGUCAGUUUUUAAUGUUCAUCAGUGCUAUAUAAGAAAUCAGCAAAAGGAUCACACAGGCCUGUUUUUGAGCUGAGAGGUUUCACUCCCCUGCUCUAUAGUUUUGGAAGUCUACAUGAGGGCUCUUGUCACUGACUGAAGGGGACAGAUGGAUAUGUCUAUGGAAGGAGUUGCACAGUUCUAGUACUAUGACAAGGCCUCUCUGGUUGCCAUCUGUCUGACAUGAGAAGGUGGGGAUACCCAAAGUAAGACCCCACAGUAUGAUCACAGCAGUUGGGCCUUGUUAAGAUAUUUAGAAGAAAUGCCACGGAGAACCAUGCUUUAACAUUGGAGUUCCUCUUUCUCGCCAUCCAUCGCAAUGCCUCUUUCUGACUUUGUUUUGACACUCAAGGACAAUCCAUACUUUGGUGCAGGCUUUGGGCUGGUGGGUGUAGGUACAGCACUGGCGCUGGCCCGCAAGGGGGCCCAGUUUGGCAUGGUGGCUUUCAGGCGGCAUUGCAUGAUCACUCUGGAGGUACCAAGCAAGGACAAAAGCUACUAUUGGUUACUGAGCUGGAUCUCUCAUCAUGCCAAGCACACCCAGCAUCUGAGCGUGGAGACCUCUUACCUGCAACAUGAAAGUGGCCGUGUCAGCACCAAGUUUGACUUUAUCCCCAGUCCAGGGAACCAUUUCAUUUGGUAUCAAAAGAAGUGGAUCCGCAUAGAACGGAAUCGGGAGAAACAAAUGAUUGACUUGCACACAGGCACCCCAUGGGAGUCUGUCACCUUUACAGCAGUAGGCCGCAACCGAAAGAUUUUCUUCAGCAUCCUGCAGGAAGCCAAAGAAUUGGCCCUGAGGCAGCAAGAAGGAAAGACAGUCAUGUUCACUGCCAUGGGUGCUGAAUGGAGGCAGUUUGGCUUCCCACGGCGCCGGCGCCCACUAACUUCUGUGGUGCUUGAUGAAGGAGUUUCGGAGAGGAUUGUGCAGGAUGUAAAAGAGUUCAUUGGCAACCCCAAGUGGUACACUGACCGAGGUAUUCCCUAUCGGAGAGGCUACCUGCUCUAUGGACCCCCAGGCUGUGGGAAGAGUAGCUUUAUCACAGCCUUGGCAGGGGAACUGCAGUACAGCAUCUGUCUCCUGAGCCUGAGUGACCGCAGCCUUUCAGACGAUCGCCUCAACCACCUUUUGAGUGUGGCACCUCAACAGAGCAUAAUUCUCUUGGAAGAUGUGGAUGCUGCCUUCAUCAGCCGAGACCUUGCUGCUGAAAAUCCCAAUGCAUACCAAGGUAUGGGACGCUUGACCUUUAGUGGCCUUCUCAAUGCAUUGGAUGGUGUUGCUUCCUCUGAAGCCAGGGUAGUAUUCAUGACCACCAACCACGUGGACAGGCUAGAUCCAGCUUUGGUUCGCCCUGGCCGGGUAGAUCUCAAGCAGUAUGUGGGAUACUGUUCACAGUGGCAGCUUGUACGUAUGUUCCAGAGGUUCUAUCCAGAACAGCAACCAGCUAUGGCCCAGCAGUUUGCUGAACAAGCCCCUGUGGUCUCUGAUCAGAUCAGUGCUGCACAAGUACAAGGCCAUUUCAUGCAAUACAAGGCAGAUCCAGAUGGAGCCAUUAAAAACAUGCAAGCUCUUGUGUCCUGAUCAUGGGCAAACACUGAGAAGACUCUAUGCAACAUUCCUGAGGUGAAGAGUUUUUGCAGAAGUGACGAGGGUGAUGCUGUUUGUCUACAGACCUCAAUGAGGUCUUCUUUUUCUAAGGAAAAUAAAAGAGUAAACCACCUUCUCCACCACUGUUCCCAGAACAGGAAUAGGGAACAGCCUGAAGGCUAGCAGGCUUCUAUCCAAUUGGAUACUAUAACAUGGACCCAUCCGGAAAAGUGCAUAUUCACACAAGACGGUUUGAGCACAUCACCUGUGACUUCAUGCAGCCACAGAAACUGAAGCUUGUGGGGGAAAUGGAUGGAAUAUAACUGUGAGCUCUUUCUGUCUUUAUGGACUUUCAGUUACUGUGUGGUGUGAGUGGUGACAGAUUCCACACUAAAACCCAAUAACGGUUCAGGCUGUUUGGGUGGAGGAGCAGUUUCAAAUUAUUUCCCCUUCCCACUGGAAAUCCUGCAAAAUAAACCCACAGUUCUGUGGCUUUCUGUAUAAAGAGUCCUUGACUCUCAUGGAUUUGAGACUCAUUGGACUGCAGCAGCAGAGGAAGGCAAAAAGUACCUGCUCCAUUCAAAGAUCUUGUAGGAUCCAGACACUGACAGAUAGGAGAAGGUAGAUCAGCAAAAGUCCAUGCAAGUGAGAACCAGGCUGUGGACUACAGUCUGGUACUGCAGAUUAUAUUGUGCUGAUUGAAUCUGUCAGCCUGAGGGGUGAGAUCGAAUAUAUAUAGAGAGAGAGGGCAUGGUAGAAGGUUACAGGGCAAGUGGAAUAGAUAAGGUUUUAUUUGUCCCCCUCCCCUGCACAACAUUUACUAAUUACUGAGAUCUAUAUAAACCUAUAAGCGGACAAGCCUAGAUAUCUGACCUUGCCAGAUAUCUAAGACAACCAGGGAAGAAGAGUUCACAAUUUUCAUCCUCCAGACACCAGAAUAAAGUUGCCUUGGUAAUGAG
Molecule: messenger RNA, 2959 nt
Organism: Sphaerodactylus townsendi
Lineage: Eukaryota; Metazoa; Chordata; Lepidosauria; Squamata; Sphaerodactylidae
Gene: BCS1L
Product: mitochondrial chaperone BCS1
Exons: 8
Coding region: 735-1994 (419 amino acids)
Biological process (GO): protein insertion into mitochondrial inner membrane from matrix; mitochondrial respiratory chain complex III assembly
Cellular component (GO): mitochondrial inner membrane
Molecular function (GO): ATP hydrolysis activity; ATP binding
Source: RefSeq, a predicted model, not a curated record